AAAAUAUCAAGGAUUCGGCUACUGCUCUGUGCUGUUUCUCUCUUGUUGAGGCUGGAUUAUCAACAGAGAUUUGUAUAAGCUUGUUACCAGUCUCAGAGCGCACGAGCACCAAAGUGAUAGUUAUUUAGCGAAUUUAUCUGUCCAAAAAGCUCUGCUGUUCAAUCAGAAGCUCUUCGAAACUAGUGUCAAGUGGCGGACGCUGGAACUAUUACAAAUACGAAUUACUUCGAUAUCGCCGCAACGAGACAGUUUUCAAUCGAAAGCUGAAAUCAAUACGAAUUUUACGACGAAAGCUAUUAAAAGCUGAAACGACUUCAUUCAAAAAUUUGCUGUACUGGAGAGCAAAAGUUUUUAAAUAGUGUUUUAUAAUUUAUUUAACUUCUAAAAAAGUGCUUGUGCGUGUUUGGAUAUCUUGCCCAUAUCCUGAAGAUAUCCUACAAAAUCGCGCGUGCGCGCGACGAAAUAGCAAAACAAGUUUAAUAAGUUUAAAUCAACUAUCGAAGCUGAAAAGAAGAACAGUUUACAAGCUGGAGUUGUUGAAAAAUAGCUAACAAAAUGAGACGUCAGCAGUCAUGGGACAUGCAAAAGCAAGAGUACUCGCAAGAGUGCACGGAGACUCAGGUCACCCGACAGCAAAUCACUCAACAGAGAGUUCAAGGGGAAAUGAUCGUGCAAACCACACCUACAAUACCAGCUUUCUCAGGUAGACCAGGGGAUCCAUCACCACCAGUUUUUGAGCAAAUUUUCAGGAAUGCUCGAUUUGCUCAAGGAGGCAAUGCCAUUUUUGAAGGUCGUGUGAAAGGAAAUCCAAAGCCUGAAGUAUCAUGGACUCAUAAGGGUGCACCAUUGUACGAAACACAAAAAGUACAUAUGUCAUAUGAUGAGAGAACAGGCAAUGUAAAACUGCAAAUUAAUCAGAUUGGACCCGGAGAUGAAGGGGAAUAUACAUGUCAUGCAAAAAAUCAAUAUGGAGAAGGAAUUUGUUCCGUUUAUAUUCAACCGGAAGGUUUUAAUCAAGUACCUCAACCAAGUUAUAAAAAGGAGGUUCACUCAUACCAACAAUAUUCUAUUGGUAAUGGUAGCGGCUCCCAUGCUAUUGAAGAUUUUAAGGUUGAUACAUUUGAAUAUAGAAUUCUACGUGAAGCAGAGUAUCGUGAGUCUAUUACCCGUAGAUUUGUUGGAGAAACAGACACAAAAAUUACUACUGUAGUCGAUCGUAGUCUUGGACCCGCUUCUCCAUCACAAAUUAUUCAAAAACCUCGAAGUUCAAAGCUUACUGAAGGUUCUGACGCUGUUUUUAUGGCAAAAAUUUCAGGAAAUCCAAAACCCAGAAUAACAUGGUUUAAAGACGGGCAACGUUUACGAGACUCACAACAUAUUGAAACCUUUUAUUCAAAUCAGCAAGCUCAUCUAAAGAUCCAUGGUAUAUCUCCUAAAGAUACUGGACAUUAUUCUUUACUUACUGAAAAUCCUCAAGGAUGUUCAAUUAGCUCAGCAUAUCUAGCAGUUGAGGCAAAUGAUCAGAUUGACUCUGUGCCAACCCAGUCUACACAAACAACGACUGAAACUAUGAAAUGUUUUCACUCUGAAACUCAAGGAUCAGAUUAUUCUAACACUGAAAGCGGUAAAAUAUUGGCUCCAAAUUUUAUUCGCACUGCUGGUGAUCGAGAUGUGACUGAGGGAAAAAUGACAAGAUUCGACUGCCGCGUUACCGGUCGGCCGUAUCCAGAAGUUACGUGGUACAUAAAUGGUUAUCCUGUAACCAAUGAUACUACGCAUAAAAUUCUAGUGAAUGAAACAGGCAGUCAUUCACUUAUGAUAACGAGUGUUAACAAAUCAGAUAAUGGCGUCGUUGUGUGUAUUGCUAAGAAUAAAGCCGGUGAGACAUCUUUUCAAUGCAAUUUGAAUGUGAUUGAAAAAGAACAACUAGUGGCACCGAAAUUUGUUGAGCGAUUUACUACAGCUACAGUAAAAGAGGGUGAACCUGUAACUUUUACUGCUCGAGCAGUGGCAUCACCUGCACCGAGAAUCACUUGGCAGAAAGAUGGAGUAUCGAUAACAUCUGGUCCAAACAUUCGUAUUUCUACGGAUGCUAAUGGCUCAUCAACUUUAGAUAUUUUUCAAGCUAAAUUCAAUGAUGCUGCAUGGUAUCAGUGUUCCGCUCAAAAUAUGGCUGGAACAACAGCUACUCGUGCUCGUUUAUUCAUUGAAACUAAAAAACCUCCAGCUCCUGAACCUCCUAAGCGUCUGAAUUUACCGAGACCAACAAGAGUCAUUGAACCAGAACCUAUACCAAGUCCUGAAAUUAUUAAUUUGAAACAUGUAGAGCGGCCAAAACCACAUUUACCUCCUCAUGAAGAAGAUCGGGUGUAUUCUCCUCCAAGAUUUAUUGUACCAUUAAGAGAUUUUCAAAUUACAGAAGGUGGCCGGGUUCACUUUGAAGCUAGAAUAGAACCUGUUGGUGACCCUACAAUGAGAGUAGAAUGGUUUUUAAAUGGAAAAAUUUUAUAUGCUAGUUCUCGAGUAACUACAGUUUUCAGAUUCGGAUUUAUAGCUCUAGACUUAAUCAGUAUAAUCAAAGAAGACAGCGGGGAGUACACAUGUCGUGUAAUAAGCUCAACCGGAGCAGCAGAAUCUCGAGCUAGUCUGAACGUUAUUCCACGAGCUACCAUUGAGCAAACGAGCCAACAUCCUGAAAGUCUUCGUUACAUAGAACAAUUAGAAGAUUACAGCAAGUACCAAAAACAAGAAAUCAUUGAUGAAACCUCUCUACAGCGGCCAGUUUUCAUCCGACCACUCCAAGAUCUUGGUGAAUUACCAGAAGGAAGAAAUGCACAUUUUGAAGCGCAACUAACUCCAGUAAGCGAUCCAACGAUGAAAGUGGAGUGGUACAAAGAUGGAAGAUCAAUUACAGCUAGUUCUAGGAUUACAAGCAUCUUCAACUUCGGAUACGUCUCACUCAAUAUAAUGCACCUACGGAGUGAAGAUGCUGGAUCUUACACUGUAAGAGCUUUUAACCGCUUAGGAGAGGCAAUCAGUUCUGCAUCUUUAAGAGUAUUUGCCCGUACUGAUGUUACUGCGGAUCUCGGAAUUCCCGAGCAACAAAGAUACAUUGAGGCUGCCGAAGAGUUAGAAGCUUAUCAGCAAAACGUUCACAAGAAAUAUGUCCAAGAGCCAUUAGAAAAAUUCAUUCCACCGGUAUUUAAAGGCCCUAUCAAAGACCAAUUGAAUAUUAGAGAGGGUGGUUUUGCACAUUAUGAAGCUCAACUCGAACCAGUUGGAGAUUCUUCACUUCAAGUAGAGUGGCUAAAAGAUGGUCGUCCGGUCGAAGCUAGUUCACGCAUAACGACAUUCUUCAAUUUUGGAUAUGUUGCUCUCACAAUUAAAUAUGUUACUAUACGCGAUGCUGGUAUUUAUACGUGUCGUGCAUAUAGUCGUGCAGGAGAAGCACAUACUUCAGCUCAAAUGAGUGUAAUUACUAAAAAUGAUAUUAUCUACGAUAGCCAACAUCCGAGUGGAUUACAGCAAAUACAAAAUUUAGAAGAUUCUUCUCGAUACGUUCGAAAAAUUGAAGAAGAACAGCAGAUAAAUCAAGCACCGAAAUUUUUAGGGCCAUUAAAAGGUACCAAUAAGAUUGUCGAAGGUCAAAGGGCUCAUUUUGAAGCUCGUGUUGAGCCUCAGAAUGAUUUAAAUCUUCAAAUUGAAUGGUACCACAAUGGUAAAGCUAUUACGGCUGCUAAUAGAAUUCAAACUUAUCACGAUUUUGGUUAUGUUGCUAUUGAUAUUCUCCAAGUUCGAACAGAAGAUGCUGGUACAUAUACUGUGGUAGCAAAAAAUAAUUUAGGUGACGCGAAAUUAUCUUCCAUGAUGGUGGUUGAAACUCGAUCUAGUAUUGAUACUAGUACAAUGCAUCAUGGAACUUAUGAAAAAACUCAGCGUUUAGAAGAAUCCAAAUUCGAAGAACCAAGAUACUUUAUUGAAGAAAUUUCAAAGUCAAAGCCCAUAUUUACUCAACUUUUGAGUGAUCAGCCACCAGUAAGCGAAGGUAAAAAUAUUCAUUUAGAAUGUCGUUUGGAACCAAUGGGUGAUCCGACCAUGCGCGUUGAAUGGUUCCAAAAUGGUAGACCAAUAGCAGUUGGUUCAAGGUUUAGAACUUAUUAUGAUUUUGGAUAUAUAGCCCUUGAUAUAAUCCAUGCGAAUGCUAUUGAUUCGGGAGAAUACACUGUCCGAGCUACAAAUCAUUUAGGAUCAGCUCAUACAUCUGCCUGUGUUAGAGUCAUCGGUCGGUCAGACAUAGAAACUGAAACGCAACAUGAACAAGCACUUGAGCAAAUACAAAUGUUAGAAGAUUCAUCGCGAUACAGAAAAACGCAGCAAGAAGAAAUCACAGUUCAGCAAGCACCACAAUUUACUCGACCACUUCACAAUAUCGAAACUGUUGAGUUAACGAACGUACAUUUAGAAUGUCGAGUACAACCCGUCGGAGAUGUUUCGAUGAGGGUUGAUUGGUUUGUCAACGGAAGACCAGUGAAGACUGGUCAUCGUUUCAGACCUUCUUAUGAAUUUGAUUAUGUAGCACUUGAUAUUCUAGGAGUUUAUCCUGACGAUUCCGGGGUCUAUACUUGUCAAGCUCGCAAUCAACUUGGAGAAGCCGUUACUUCGUGCUCAGUACGAGUACAUGCUAAAAAAGAUUUGAUUCUUGACACUCAACACCCAGAAGGUCUUGAGAGAAUUCAAUAUUUGGAAGAUGCAUCUAAAUAUAAGAGACAUGAAUUUGUUGAUGAAGUUGUUAAUAUCAAACCAAAAUUCGUUACUCAUCCAAAAAAUCAAGAGAAUCUAAGAGAAGGUCAACAUGCUCAUUUUGAGUGUAAAUUAGAGCCAGUCACUGAUUCCAAUUUGAAAGUAGAAUGGUACAAAAAUGGACGUCCAGUUACUGUUGGGCAUAGAUUCCGACCGAUUCAUGAUUUUGGAUACGUAGCACUAGACGUGAUUGAUCUCAUUGCUGAAGAUUCCGGCAUAUAUACUUGUAGAGCUGUUAAUCUUGUUGGAAGUGACGAAGUGUGUUGUAAUCUCAGUUGUAGAUCUACAGCACAAAUCCUCACUGAUACUCAAAAUGAAACAGGUCUAGAACAAAUACAUUAUCUUGAAGACAAAUCGAAAUUCAAUCGUCGAGAAGAUAUUGAAGAAACAACAACUCAAGCUCCAAUAUUUACGACUUCUUUAAACGAUGUUGAGAUUAAAGAAGGUCAACGAGCACAUUUUGAGUGUAGAUUAAUUCCAGUAUCUGAUUCAACGAUGUCAGUAGAAUGGUUCCAUAACAACGCUCCGGUUAAAUCAGGUUCACGUUUUAUUGAAACCAACAGUUUUGGAUUCGUUGCCUUGGACAUAAUGUAUGCGUAUCCAGAAGACGCUGGAACAUACACUUGCCGGGCUAAAAAUGCAAUCGGUGAAGCAAUUACGUCAGCAAGUGCGCUUGUGCAUUCAAAAAAAUCAAUUUACUUAGAAACUCAAAACGAAGAAGCUUUACAAAAAGUUCGCCAAUUAGAAGAUCAUUCAAGAUAUCAACGUAAAACUGUACAAGAAGAAAUUAUAACUCAAGCACCACUUUUUACAAUGCCAAUAAAAGAUUUGCAAGUAGCUGAAAAUCAGGCUGCUCAUUUUGAAGCUCGAGUAAUUCCUGUCGGUGAUUCUAAACUUCAAGUUCAAUGGUUAAGAAAUGGAGUGCCAAUUUCAGCAUCGAAUCGUGUUACAACAAUGCAUGAUUUUGGAUACGUGGCUCUAAACAUGAAGUAUGUCAAUCCUGAAGAUGCUGGCACGUACACUUGUCGAGCGGUAAAUGAUUUAGGAGAAGCAGUUACUUCAGCCACAUUAUUUGUACAAUCUAAAGCUGCACUGCAAUUCGAAUCUCAGCAUGAAGGAGUUAUGACUAAACUUCAAGCUCUUGAAAGUUCAAACAAAUAUCAAAGACGAGAAGAAGAAGAAGUAACAGUUAUUGAAAAACCCAAGUUCACUGUCCAAUUAAAUGGUCCGAAGAAUUUGAUCGAAGGUCAAAGCGCCCAUUACGAGUGUCGAAUAGAGCCUUACCCAGAUUCUAAUUUGAAAGUUGAAUGGUUCCAUAAUGGUAAACCAUUAUCAACUGGCCAUAGAUAUAGAACUGCAUAUGAUUUUGGUUUUGCGUCGCUUGAUAUAUUGUCCGUUUACGCAGAAGAUUCAGGCAUCUAUACUUGUAAGGCUACCAAUAAACUUGGUCAGACACAAAGUAUUAUUGAACUUAAUGUUAAAUCGCGAGCAUCUAUAAUUCACGAAACUCAACAUGAAGGAGCUUUAAAAAAAAUACAAUAUUUAGAAGAUGAUUCACGUUAUAGGCGAAACGACAAAGAAGAUGUAAUAAUAGCUGAAAAACCCAAAUUUGGAAGACCAUUGAAAAACAUAGAACAUCUAACAGAAGGAAAAAGUGCCCAUUUAGAAGCAACUUUAACACCAGUGAAUGAUCCGACUAUGACUGUGGAAUGGUUUAGAGAUGGAAGGCCAAUACCUCAAGGACACAAAAUAAAAACUAUAUAUGAUUUUGGAUAUGUGGCUCUAGAUGUUUUGUAUGCUUAUCCAGAAGACUCUGGAACUUACAUGUGUAAGGCUAGAAAUGCUCUGGGAGAAGCCGUUACAACUUGUGUUAUAACUGUUGAUUCUAAACAAGGAUUGUAUCUUGAUACACUUGAUGCUCAGCGCCUUGAAAAGAUUCGUGAAUUGGAAACGGUAGAAAUCAAGCAAGAGGCAGAGAAAGAAAUAGUUUAUCAAAAACCAGUUUUCUUGAUUCCUUUAAGUAAUCUCGAUUUAAAAGAAGCCGAGCAUGCUCAUUUGGAAACUCGACUUGAACCAAUCAAUGACGCUAAUUUGAAAAUUGAAUGGUUUGUAAACGGAAAACCAGUGAAAACUGGUCAUCGUUUCCGAACAACGCAUGAUUUCGGAUAUGUGGCUCUCGAUAUUCUUUAUAGCUAUGCCGAAGAUUCUGGUACUUACAUGUGUAAGGCUACAAACUUAGCUGGAGAAGCUGUUAAUACUUGCACUAUCAAAGUUGGAUCUCAUCGAAGUCUCGUUCUUGAUACACAACAUCCCGAUGGACUUGAAAAAAUUAGAGAACUAGAAGCUCAAGGUAGACCAGCAAAAUUAGAAAUUGAAGAACUUCCCGUAUUUCCUCCAAGAUUCCUUACAGAGCUAAGAGGUACGACUAAUGUAUUUGAAGGACAAACCGCUCACUUCGAAUGCCAGGUUGAACCACUUCAUGAUGCUAACUUGCGAAUUGAAUUUUUCCACAACGAUAAGCCAUUGCCAUCAGCAUCUAGGUUCCAUGUUACAUUUGACUUCGGAUACGUUGCUCUUGACAUCAAUCACACAGUACCUGAAGAUGCAGGAAAAUAUUCUGUCCGCGCUAUUAACAGUCUUGGGCAAUGUAUAUCUUCUAUUGACCUGAAAGUUGAAGCAAAAGACAGUAUAAUUACUGAAUCUCAAAGACCCGAAGGAUUAGAUAAGAUUCGUGAACUUGAAUCUCAACAACCAUGGAAAAAAUCUGAUAUUCCAGAACAGAAAACUACUCAAAGACCAGUUUUUACUCAACCUUUGCAAAAUAUUGAUAACAUUCCGGAAAAUCAGACUGCUCACUUUGAGUGUAGAUUAAUUCCCGUUGGAGAUUCGACUAUGAAAGUAGAAUGGUACAGAAACGAAAAGCCAAUUGAAAUGAGCUCAAGAAUAUCAAAAGUUCAUGAUUUUGGAUAUGUAGCUCUAGAUAUUUCUCAUGUUCGUGAAGAAGAUGAAGGAGUUUAUAUGUGCAAAGCUGUUAAUGCUUUGGGAGAGGCUGUCACAACUGCUUCAAUGAAAAUUCUAUCUAAAGCGACCAUUCAGCUAGGUACUCAACAUCCAGAAGCUCAAUUAAAAAUUGCCAUGUUAGAAGCUGAUAAAACUCCGAAACGAGUUGAGGAACCUGAAAAAUUAUUUGACAAACCUAUAUUUACGCAACUUCUUACGGGUCCGAGUGAAUUAGUAGAAGGGCAACUAGCUCGCUAUGAAUGCAGAGUGGUUCCAGUUGGUGAUGCUAACCUACGUUUCGAAUGGUACAUCAACGGUCUUGAACUUCAAAUUGGAUCUCGGUAUCAUGUCAAUCAUGAUUUUGGAUAUGUUACACUUGAUAUCAUGAAAGUCAUUCCAGAAGAUUCUGGUGUAUACACAUGCAAAGCAAUCAACAAAGCAGGUGAAGCAGUAUCGUCUAUUUCACUGAAAGUAAAAGCUCGAUCAGCAAUAGCAGAUGAAGCUCUUCAACCAGAAGCAUGGCAAAAAAUACAACUGAAAGAAGCCGAAAUGAAUAAAGUGCCAAACAUGUUUAUCGAUACUACACCUCAACAGGCUCCAGUUUUCACAACACAUCUCAAAAACUAUGAUAAUUUAGUUGAAGGUCAACAUGUUUAUUUAGAAGCCCAAGUCGAACCGCGAGCUGAUCCAAAUCUUCGUGUCGAAUGGUAUAAAAAUGGUGUUGCUUUACAAACGGGGACACGUCUUCGCAGCACAUUCGAUUUCGGAUUAGUCUCUUUAUCCAUUAAUGGUCUUCGAUCGGAUGAUUCAGCUAUAUAUACGUGUAAAGCGACAAAUUUACUAGGGGAAGCUGUAUCAACAUGUUCUCUUAAAAUUGCUGACAGACACUGGCUCUACGGCGAUACUUUACAUCCUGACGCUCUUCCAAAAAUAAGUGCUCUUGAGCAACCAGCUGAAAUCUCCUCUGAAAAACCAGAGCCAAUCUACGAAGAACCUAUAUUUAUUAGUCAUUUAAAUAAUGUGGAAUGUACUGAAGGUGAUAAUGUUCACUUUGAAUGUACAGUUGAACCAUCCAAAGAUCCAACAAUGAAAAUUGAAUGGUUCCUCAAUGGAAAACCUUUGCCACACGGUGCUAGGUUCAAAUCAACAUACGAUUUUGGUUACCUUUCUUUAGAUUUAAUGAAUGCGUACGAAGAAGAUUCUGGAAUAAUCACAGUUAAAGCAACAAAUUCAAAAGGUUCAUCUCAAACUUCAGGCAGUCUUAAAUGCACUAGUAAACAGAGCAUUUAUUUGCAAACUCAACAUCCUCAAGGUGAGGCUGGAUUUGAAAAAGUGAAGGAAGUAGACGAAGCUUUUGCAUCUAAAGGUACAAAGCAAAUUAGUCAAAUUGAGAAAGAAUAUCCUAAACCUGUUUGGACAACUCAACUUCGGGAAGAAACAAAAUUAGAUGAAACUGAAACACUUCAUUUAGAGGGAAUCGUUGAACCAAAAGAUGAUCCUAAUUUAAAAAUAGAAUGGUACUUUAAUGGAAAACUUUUACAACAUGGUUCACGUUUUAAAACAACCUGUGAUUUUGGUUUCGUAACGUUUGAUUUAAGCGAAGCUUAUGAUAGAGAUUCAGGAAUCUACACUUGCAAAGCAUAUAAUAAGGCAGGAGAAGCUUUCACUUCAUCAGCACUUUAUUGCACAUCGAGAGAUAACAUUAUUGAGUUAUCUCAACAUCCAAAAGGUAAAGAAGGACUUGAAGCUAUACAAGAUUUAGAAGAAUCAUUGAGAAAACAAACCAAAGCUACAGUUGAGAGCGAUGACGGCAAAGCUCCGGUUUUCGUAUCCAAAUCCGAAGAUAUUUCAAAUCUGUCAGAGGGAGAGCUUGCUCAUUUUGAAGGAACUCUUAUUCCUAUUGGAGAUCAAACUAUGAAAGUUGAAUGGUUUUUCAACGGCAAACCCGUUGAAGCAAGCCAUCGUAUACGUACUGUAUACGCUUUCGGAACUGUAGUUCUUGAAGUUUUGGGUACUAAAAUUGAAGAUUCUGGUAUUUAUUCUUGUAAAGCAACAAACAAGUGGGGUACCUCCGAAAUACAUUUGAAUCUAGAAUGCGUAGAUAAAUCACAAGGUCAAAAGCCACGGUUUACCACUCAAAUUCAGUCUCUACAUGGUUUAAAAGAUAAUCAAUCAGCUCACUUUGAAUGUACUUUAGUACCAACUGGAGAUCCAAGUAUGGUAGUUGAGUGGUUCCACAAUGGGCAACCAUUACGUCAUUCUUCUCGUUACAAAAUGUUAUCAGAUUUUGGAUUUGUUGUAAUGGACAUAGCUGGUGUAAUGUCACACGAUUCUGGUGAGUAUGUUUGCAAAGCAAGUAACAAAUAUGGAGAAGAUUAUACCAAGGCAACUUUACAAUGUUUUGGAAAGAGUGGAGUUUAUUCAGAUAGCUUGCAACCAGAUGCUCUUGCUAAAAUAAGAGAACUUGAAACUUACACAGGAGAUCAACAAGCUAUAUCCCCAAUUACAAUUAGCCAACCUCCAAAGUUCAUUUCCCAGAUAAAUGAUAUUUCAAAAUUAGUUGAAGGACAAUCAGCUCAUUUUGAGGCAAAAUUAACUCCGAUUACUGAUCCAGAUCUAAAAGUUGAAUGGUUUUGCAAUGGUAAGAAGUUACCGCACGGACAUCGGUAUCGUACUUUCCAUGAUUUUGGUAUAGUUAUUUUGGACAUAUUAUAUUGUUACGAAGAAAAUUCAGGAGAAUAUGAAUGCGUUGCAACGAAUAAACAAGGUCGUGACUCUACAAAAGCAACGCUUAGAUGCUUGUCUAAAGCCAAUUUGAUUCUUGAAUCGCAAUUACCUAAGAGUAUGGAAGGAGGUCUUCAGAAAAUUCAAAAUCUAGAAGAUUCGUUAAUCAAAACAAACGAUGAGAAUGUUAUGGAAACUAAAGGAACAGCUCCAGUUUUCACAAGUCCAUUGAGUAAUUUAGAUGGACUGCGAGAAGGAGAGAGUGCACAUUUUGAAGCGCGUUUGACUCCAACUAAUGAUACGAAAUUGAAGGUCGAAUGGUUCUGGAAUGGAAAACCAUUGAAAACUGGUACUCGUUUCCGUACUUUCUGUGACUUUGGUUUUGUGGUUCUUGAAAUAUCCCCUAUAUACCCAGAAGAUUCUGGAGAAUACAGUUGUCGAGCAAUAAAUGAUUAUGGAGAAGCUGUAACAACUUGCUCAAUGAAAUGUACAGGAAAACGUAGCAUAAUAUUAGAGUCCCAACUUCCCAAAGGAAUGGAAGGUACGAUCGAUAAAAUUGCUGAAUUGGAAGGACUUGGAAUAGAAUCUGUACAAAUGAUAUUUGAUGACGAUACUGGAAAACCACCAGAAUUUAUCACAACACCAUCUGAUUUAAGUCUUUCAGAAAAUUCUUUGGCUCACUUUGAAUGUAGAUUACAACCAGUUAAUGAUUCUAGCAUGAGAGUUGAAUGGUUCCACAAUGGAAAACCACUUCUAGCAGGUUCUCGAGUUAAAACUAUUUAUGAUUUUGGAUUUGUCAUUUUGGAAGUUGCUAAUUGUUAUCAAAGAGAUUCGGGUCUUUACACUUGCAAAGCCAUUAAUAGUCACGGAGAAGCGACUGUAUCAUGUAAACUUCAGGUUCGCGGAAGACAAGGAAUUAUAUUAGAACCUCAAUUACCAAAUAAUUUUAAAACUGGUACAGAGAGUAUUCAAAAACUUGAAGAACUUCUGUAUAAAAAAGAUGAAAUCUUAUCAGAAGAAGAAAAGCCAAAUCCUCCCAAAUUCAUUGUAGAGUUAAAAGAUAUAGAAGUUAUGGAAGGUGAAUCUAGUCAUUUUGAUUGUCGUGUUGAACCUGUUGGAGACUCUACAAUGCGAAUUGAUUGGUACCAUAAUGGUAGACCUUUCGCAACCGGAUCAAGAGUUCAUCAAAUCAAUGAUUUUGGAUUCAUUUCCUUAGACUUAUCUUAUACAUACGCGAGAGAUAGUGGAGAAUAUGUUUGCAGAGCUACAAAUAGAUGGGGCACUGCUACAUCAAAAGCCACAAUUAUUUGUACAUCUAAAAAGUCUAUUGAUUUUGAUUCACAAUUACCAUCAGGAUUGAGUGGAGAAAAAUUAAAAGAAUUAGAGAAAGGUCCUACAACGGUGGCUCCACAACCGGAAAAACCUCGUCAACCUCCAAGAUUUAUUACGCAAAUAAAAUCUGCAACUGUCGAAGAAAAUGAAAACGUUCGUUUUGAAUGUCAAGUAGAACCCAGAGAUGAUUCUAAUUUACGUAUAGAGUGGUAUAGAAAUGGAAAACUCAUUCCCGCAGGCCAUAGAUAUCGUACAACUUAUGAUAUGGGCUUUGUAUCAAUGGAUAUUUUAUAUGUUUAUCCUGAAGAUUCUGGAACUUAUGUGUGUAAAGCUAUAAAUGAUUUAGGUGAAGAUUCAACUCAAGCUUCAGUUUCUUGCAAAACUCUUCCAAGUAUCAUUCUUCAGAAUCAAGUUCCAAAAGGAAUGAAAAAGUCGGAAGCAUUAAUGCAAAUGGAAGCGACAAUAAAAAAAUAUACGUCAGAAGUACAUCUUACAGAAGAAGACUUAUACGAUGCUGAGAAAAAGCAACCACCUCGUUUUGUCACACAAAUAAAAGACGAGGUAGAUCUCGUGGAAAUGAAUAGUAGCAAAUUUGAAUGUCAACUAGCCCCUGUUGGAGAUCCAAAUAUGAAAGUUGAAUGGUUUUUGAAUGGAAAGCCUUUGCCACAUAAGAAUAGAUUCACUCCAAUUUAUGACUUUGGUUAUGUUGCAAUGAAUUUUGGAUGGGUAUAUCCCGAAGAUAGCGGCGAAUAUUUAUGUAGGGCUACAAAUCUUUAUGGGUCGGAUGAAACAAAAGCAAUUAUCAAAACGAUCGGAAAACCGGGAAUAAUUUAUGAUUCCCAACUUCCAAAAGGUAUGAAGAGUAUCGAAAAAAUACGUGAAAUGGAGGCAUCGUGGCAAGUUACUGCCGAAGAAGUAACCGAAACAGAAAAAGUACGAGCAGCUCCUACAUUCGUUAGCAAGCCUGAAGCAGUGACAGUGGAAGAAGGAGAUUUGUCAAGAUUCUGUUGUAGAGUAACUGGUUAUCCAAAACCACGAGUUAUUUGGAACAUUAACGGCCAUACAGUAGUAAAUGGCUCCCGCUAUAAGUUAACAUAUGAUGGCAUGUACCACAUGGACAUACCAAAAACAAGGCAAUAUGACAAUGGCAAAAUUGAAGUUAUAGCUAGAAAUUCUUUGGGAGAAACUCGAACUGAAACUACACUUACAGUAAAACCUCGUAGUGAUGACUAUCGAGGAGUUCUCAAAUCAUCACCUAGACCUUGGUAUGAUUAUGAUCUUAUUCAGCAUCAAAGUGAUAAAAAAGAAACUGAAUUGGAAAAAGUUUUCGAUGAAAGAUCUCAGAAUACUACUCAAACUACUGCGGUUACCACAGAGCACUUGCGCCAGAAAAUGGUGGACAAACCCGUGCCCGAAUGGCAAAAAACGGUAAAAUCUAAAAAGAAUGAAGAUUAUUACAAUAAAUUAAUGAACCUCGAAGAAGAACAAAUACUCAAAGAAUCAAGGCUAAGAGAAACGUCUCAUCAAUUUGCAAUACCAGGAGAAAAAAUUAUAAAUAAUUCUGUUGCUAAAGGAAUGGCUCAAAAGUAUCAAGAAACUUUAGAAUCUCAAUCUCAUGAUGCAUCGCAAUCAUCAAAGGUUUUGAAUAAGUUUACCACUCAAGUAGAUAUUGAUUCUCAAAAGCACGAAGGACCAAAACAUUAUCCUGGGCCGUCAGAGUCAGCUGUUCAUGGUCGAGAAGUUCAUGUAGCAAAACAAAAGCAAACUCAAAAGGAAGUAAGAGAUGAUAUGGAAAUUACACGAAAAAUUACAGCAACAGAAACUACCGAAGUAGAACAUAAGGCUAAAACUCAAGAAAGAGUCGUACAUGGUCCCGUCAAGCCCUCCAAACCACCAGUUUUUACUAAAAAAAUUCAACCUUGUCGGGCGUUUGAACAGGAGCAAGCUAAAUUUGAAGUUGAAUUCGAUGGCGAUCCUAUGCCUACCAUAAAAUGGUAUCGUGAAGAUUUUCCUAUAACAAAUUCAUCUGACUUACGAAUCUCAACAUUUGGAACGAAAUCUAUAUUAAUAGUUCAGCAAGUGUUCAUGGAAGAUUCUGGCGUUUUUUCUGUAAUUGCUGAAAAUAGAGGCGGGAGAGCUAAAUGUAGCGCAAAUCUUGUUGUAGAAGAAAAACGCAGACCUGGACGUACUGGUGUAGUUCCUCCUAGUUUUAUUACUACAAUUCAAAAUGUGGUUGUUAAGAAUGGUCAAUUAGCUAGAUUUGAUGCUAAAGUAACCGGUACUAAACCAAUUGAUGUUUAUUGGUUAAAGAAUGGGAAAAAAAUUAGACCUGAUAUUCGAUACAAGACUUUGGAAGAAGACGAUAUCUAUACUCUCUUAAUUUUAGAAAGUGUUCCAGAUGAUAACGGUAAAUAUGAAUGUGUCGCAAUAAACAGCGCAGGAGAAGCUCGUUGCGAAGCUGAAUGUACUGUUCAAAAACUCCAAACGCAGCAAAAAACAUCAAAAACAUUAUCAACUGACAUAGAACAAAUUCCAACCAUUCUGCAACCUUUGCAAGACCAAACAAUCAAAGAAGGAACUUCGGUUGCAUUUUCUUGUCGUGUAGUUGGAAAACCUAUUCCAAAUAUUCAAUGGAAAAAAGGUGAUAAAGUAAUCAAACCGUCUAAGUAUUUCCAAAUGCAGAAAGAAGUUGAUCUGUGUACAUUAAGAAUAUCAGAGGCAUUUCCGGAGGAUGAAGGUAUUUACAAAUGUAUUGCAAAAAAUAAUGCUGGAGAAGUAACUACUUCCGCUAAUCUAAAAGUUCUUGCUCCUGAUUCAUCAGACGUAUUUCCAAAACUGACACCUUUGAGAGAUCAAAUUGUUUUAGAAGGUCAGCCUGCCCAAUUCAAAACACAAGUUUUACCAGCAAAACUUAAACCUACAAUACAAUGGUAUCGUGAAGGUGUACUUAUUCCAGAAUCGCCUGAUUUUCAAAUGAUUCAUGAAGGCAAUAAUGCAGUGCUAUUAAUUGCGACUACAUACGAAGAAGAUACUGGAACAUUUACUUGUCGAGCUACAACUGCAGCUGGCACUGUUGAAUCAUCAGCUAAACUCAUCGUUAAAAAAAGAAAAGGAGUAUACUAUGAGAAUGUAGUUUCGGAAAAAGAAGAACAUAAUUCUUUUGCAAAAGAUACAAACCUUCGAUUUGGAUCUAUUGUCGAUGACGAAACCAUAAAAAAGUUAAAGAAAAAUGUAGUGGAGCUGGAUGAAGAAGGUUUUCCUAUUGGCACUCCUUUGCAGCCUGGCGAUGAAACAUUAGCAUGGCGAAAAGGACGUGCUAGUCAUAGACCACGACCCUUGGAAAAAACUCCGUGGAGAAAAUUAAAAAAUGAUAAAGAGGAUAAAAAGGAAAAACCUUCCCUUGAAAAUGAAAAAUUAAAAUCAUGGACAAAUGAAGAAGUAUUAUUGAAAAAAAUUCAGAGAGUAGUCAAGGAUAUUCCGAAAGAAAAACUACAAGAAAUAGAAUUAAAACCAACUAAAACCGAAAAAAAAGAAAUGACCAAGGAAAAAAUAGAAUACGUGGCUUUGAAGCCUGUCGAAAAACACAUAUCUAAAGAGCAGAUAUUUAUUGAAAAACUUAUGGCUGAAACAGAUAAUGCAGAUGUCGAUAAAAUUUUGGACGAAACUUUAAAUAUUUAUUCCGAUAUUAAAAUAGAUAAACAGUCAUGGAAAGAUGAACAAAUUAAUUUAAAACCAACUAAACCGAUGAAAAAAAAAUUACGUAAAGAAAAAUAUGAGGCAAUCACUCUAAAACAUGUAGUGAAAGAGAAUAAUUUAGUACAAAAGCCGAAAAUAGAAAAGGUUGAAUUAAAACACAUUUCAGAGAAUGAACAAAAUCUUGCGGAAUACGUUGAUACAGAAGAUAACGCAAGAUUGAGCUCGAAGCAGAAAGUGAAGACUACAGAACAACGCAAAGAGUACCCAAGCGAAAAAACUCUUAAAAAAACAGAAAAAAUUCAAAAAAGAAAGGAAGAAGACGUCGUAGAUUUUGUACAACAACAAGAAGAAUACCCAUUUGUUACAGAAAACGUUGAGAUCAGGACGACGAUCGAAAAGAUACCAAUUGAGACCCCCACCGAAACUACUCACGCCCCAUGGGUACGCAGUAAAAAAAAGCAAGUCCCAAUGAAACCACAGCUGCAGGAAAAAACUGAAGUUACGUUACCAAUGGAAAAAAAAUCGGACGAGAAACCAGUUGAAAAAAAUCAAGCCCCAUGGAUAAGUGGUAAGAAAAAAUCAGUUCCAAUUAAAUCAAAGUUUGAAGAAAAGUUUACGGAAACAAUUGAUAAAACGACAGCAACUUUGAAAGUUCAAGAAAAAGUGUCUCAAGUAGAAUUACCAACUGAAGAAAAGCCAGAUGAGAAACCGGUUGAAACUAUUCAGGCUCCAUGGAUUCGUGGUAAGAAAAAACCGGCCACAAUUGAACCAAAGUUUAAAGAAAAGUUUACGGAAACAACUGAUAAAACGACAGCUACUUUAAAAGUUCAAGAAGAAGUGUCUCAAGUAGAAUUACCAGCCGAAGAAAAGCCGGACGAGAAAACGGCUGAAACUACUCAAGCUCCAUGGGCUCGUGGUAAGAAGAAACCAGUCGCAAUUAAACCACAGUUGGAAGAAAAACCUACGGAAAAGAUCGAAAAAACUACAGCAUCUUUGACGGUUACCGAAGAAGUGUCUCAAAUAGAGUUAUCGACUGAACAAAGGCUGGAUGAGAAACCGGUUGAAACUACUCAAGCUCCGUGGGUUCGUGGUAAGAAAAAACCCAUUCGAACUGAACAAAAAAUUGAAGAAAAGUUUACGGAAACAACUGAUAAAAGAAAAGCAACUUUGAAAGUUGAAGAAGAUGUGUCUCAAGUAAAACUACUAACCGAAGAAAAGCCGAACGAAAAACCGGUUGAAACUACUCAAGUUCCAUGGGUUCGUGGUAAAAAGAAACCAGUCGCAAUUCAACCACAGUUGGAAGAAAAACCUACGGAAAAGAUCGAAAAAACUACAGCAUCUUUGACUGUUACAGAAGAAGUAUCUCAAGCUGAAUUAGCAACUGAAGAAAAGCCGGACGAAAAACCGGUUGAAACUACUCAAGUUCCAUGGGUUCGUGGUAAAAAGAAACCAGUCGCAAUUAAACCACAGUUGGAUGAAAAACCUACAGAAAAGAUCGAAAAAACUACAGCAUCUUUGACGGUUACAGAAGAAGUAUCUCAAGUAGAAUUACCAGCUGAAGAAAAGCCGGACGAAAAACCGGUUGAAACUACUCAAGUUCCAUGGGUUCGUGGUAAGAAAAAACCCAUUCGAACUGAACAAAAAUUUGAAGAAAAGGUUAUGGAAACAACUGAUAAAAGAACAGCAACUUUGAAAGUUGAAGAAGAUGUGUCUCAAGUAAAACUACUAACCGAAGAAAAGCCAGACCAGAAACCGGUUGAAACUACUCAAGCUCCAUGGGUUCGUGGUAAGAAGAAACCAGUCGCAAUUAAACCACAGUUGGAAGAAAUACCUACGGAAAAGAUCGAAAAAACUACAACAUCUUUGACGAUUACAGAAGAAGUAUCUCAAAUAGAAUUACCAACCGAAGAAAAGCCGGACGAGAAACCGGUUGAAACUACUCAAGCUCCAUGGGUUCGUGGUAAAAAGAAACCAGUCGCAAUAAAACUACAGUUGGAAGAAAGACCUUCGGAAAAGAUCGAAAAAACUACAGCAUCUUUGACGGUUACAGAAGAAGUAUCUCAAGUAGAAUUACCAGCUGAAGAAAAGCCGGACGAAAAACCGGUUGAAACUACUCAAGUUCCAUGGGUUCGUGGUAAAAAGAAACCAGUCGCAAUGAAACCACAGUUGGAUGAAAAACCUACGGAAAAGAUCGAAAAAACUACAGCAUCUUUGACGGUUACAGAAGAAGUAUCUCAAGUAGAAUUACCAGCUGAAGAAAAGCCGGACGAAAAACCGGUUGAAACUACUCAAGUUCCAUGGGUUCGUGGUAAAAAGAAACCAGUCGCAAUUAAACCACAGUUGGAAGAAAAACCUACGGAAAAGAUCGAAAAAACUACAGCAUCUUUGACUGUUACAGAAGAAGUAUCUCAAGCUGAAUUAGCAACUGAAGAAAAGCCGGACGAAAAACCGGUUGAAAAUACUCAAGUUCCAUGGGUUCGUGGUAAAAAGAAACCAGUCGCAAUUAAACCACAGUUGGAUGAAAAACCUACAGAAAAGAUCGAAAAAACUACAGCAUCUUUGACGGUUACAGAAGAAGUAUCUCAAGUAGAAUUACCAGCUGAAGAAAAGCCGGACGAGAAACCGGUUGAAACUACUCAAGCUCCAUGGGUUCGUGGUAAGAAGAAACCAGUUGCAAUUAAACCACAGUUGGAAGAAAAACCUACGGAAAAGAUCGAAAAAACUACAGCAUCUUUGACGGUUACAGAAGAAGUAUCUCAAGCUCAGUUAGCAACUGAAGAAAAUAUGGACGAAAAACCGGUUGAAACUACUCAAGCUCCAUGGGUUCGUGGUAAGAAGAAACCAGUAGCAAUUAAAACACAGCUGGAAGAAAAACCUACGGAAAAGAUCGAAAAAACUACAGCAUCUUUGACGAUUACAGAAGAAGUAUCUCAAAUAGAAUUACCAACCGAAGAAAAGCCGGACGAGAAACCGGUUGAAACUACUCAAGCUCCAUGGGUUCGUGGUAAGAAGAAACCAGUCGCAAUAAAACCACAGUUGGAAGAAAAACCUACGGAAAAGAUCGAAAAAUCUACAGCAUCUUUGACGAUUACAGAAGAAGUAUCUCAAACUGAGUUACCAACCGAAGAAAAGCUUGACGAGAUACCGGUUGAAACUACUAAAGCUCCAUGGGUUCGUGGUAAGAAAAAGCCAGUUGAAAAAAAACCUAAGCUCGUUGAAAAACCUACGGAAAAAAUCGAAAAAACUACAGCAACUUUGAUGGUUGAAGAAGAAGUGUUGCAAGUUGAGUUACCAGUUGAAGAAAAAUUCACAGAAUCAACUGAAAAGGUUACAGUCUCUUUGGUUACGAAAGAAGAAGUUUCAUUACCUGUCGUGUCAGUCACUAAUGCCUUAAUGGAAAUUCCGAUGGAAACAAGUGCAGAUGAAGAUCAUUUCGAUAUCUCACUUGAUCGUGUGACAGCUACAUCUCAACUUAAGUAUUGUGCACCAACAAUUACCGAACCAUUCGCAGCGAUUACUGCAGUACCUAAACAACCUCUAAAGUUGACAGUAAAGUUUGAAAGUGUAUCAAAUACGGAUGUAAAAUGGUUUCGAAAUAAUAUAGAGAUUUUAUCUACUGAAAUGCGCAAAAUUAGUACAUUCAACAAUAUUACUGAGCUCAUAAUACAGAGUGUAUCUAAAAAAGAUGCUGGAAAAUAUGAAGUACGAUUGCAAAAUUCUACUGGAGAAGCUCGCUGUUCAGGAACAGUAUCCGUACAAGACACUCAAUCUGAUGACAGUAGGCCACCACGAUUCAUCACACCUAUUCGAUCUCAGAUAAUACCCAUUGGGGAAGUCGUUAUAUUGGAAGCAAUAGUUACAUCUCACCCACCAGCAUCAUUUCAAUGGUUUUUCGAAAAUCAUUUAAUUGAGGCUUCCGACGAUAUUCAUUUGGCUGCUGUAGAUAAUAAGUCAGUACUUAUUGUAAAGGAAGCCAGACUGGAAUAUUCAGGCAUUUAUACUUGUCGGGCUGAAAAUGUAGCAGGAUCUGUAACUAAUUCUGCAACUGUCACCAUUGAAGAGGUCUCUACAGAAGAACAAGUUGAAGGAUCACAUCCAAUUUUUACAAAAAAACUUUUACCAGUUCGUGUCAUGGAUGGCGAAACAGUAAAUUUAAGUUGUAUUGUUGAAGCAUAUCCAAUCCCCAGAGUAGAUUGGUUCCAUGACGGAAAACCAAUAAAACGGCCAAAGCAAAUGAUUAUCAUGCAAAAUUUGCAAGGCUUAUGUAAUUUAUCAAUAAAUGAAGUAUUUCCCGAAGACGCUGGAGAAUAUAGUUGCAAAGCAGUCAAUUAUUUCGGUGAAGCAAUUUGUAGCGCAUCAUUGAUUGUAGAAGCAUAUGAAUACGUUCCAGAUUCAGAAAUAGAAAUUUCUGAAAUUGCUACUUCACUAACAGAACAAAGUGAAUCUGACGAAGAUAAAGUAUCAAUAAAGGAUGUAUCAGAAACUGAAGUACAAGAAUUUGCACCAGAAAUAGUUAAAAAACUUCCAGAAUACAUACCAUCCAUUGAUGGCUCUCUUACAAGGUUGGAAGUACAAGUUCGAGGCCACCCAAAACCAAAAGGAAAAUGGUAUAAACAAGGUUUGGAAAUACACUCAUCUACAGAAUUUCAAAUAGAAGAGCUUGAUGAGGGAACUUCUGUUUUGACGAUUUCUGAAACUUAUCCUGAUGAUACUGGGGAAAUUGUUUUUGAAGCGCAUAAUUCUUUGGGAGUUUCUACAACGAGAACUUAUUUAUCAGUAGAAGGUAUAAUAGGUACAAAAGAAUAUAGAAAACCUGAAUGGGUGUCUCAAAUGGAAGAAAUGCAAGAAGCAUUACGAGCUACUCAAUCAAUCCCUCGGUUUAUACAAGAAUUUACAGACACGUAUACCCAAGAAGGUGAAACGGUUGAAUUUCAGUGUUCAUAUUCCGGUAACCCUGUUCCAGAUAUUACUUGGUUGAAAAACGAUAAGAUUAUAUUGAGUUCUGACAGACUGAAAAUUUUGAUUAACGAAGAAGAUAAAAAAACGUCAUUGAAAAUUAUAUCAGUUGAGCAAGAUGACGCAGGAGAAUAUAUUUGCAAAGCUAUUAGUGAUAUUGGUUUGGCCAUUACGAAAGCAAAGCUUCGAGUAUCAGAUGCUGCAAUAAAGCCGCAACAACAGUCUCAAUCCUCGCUAGAAAUUCAAGAAGAAGUUAAACGAAAAAAAGAAAAAUUAAUUAAAAAGAAAAAGAAAACGGAAAAACAAAAGAGUACUAGUAUUGAUAAGGAUUUGGACAAUAAAAUAAAUCAUAUAAUGAGUGCAGAAAAAGAAAAUAUAGCUCGUGAAGUAGAAGAUGUAAUGGAGCUAUUUAAUGUUCCUGAAUUUGUUUCCGGUAUUGAACCUUUACGAGAACUAGCAACUAUAGGUUACUUAUUGAAGAAAGGGGUUACUACUAUUGAAAUAAACGAGAGUCUUUACAAAACUAAUAAGUUCCCCGCUCUUCAAACACCUGAUGCUCAAAAUGCUCUGGUACAACUCGUUGAAAGAAAGGGGUAUGGUCCCUUGAUUACGCAGAUUUUUUCAGAAGAAACUACAACUGACGAGCAUAUUGUCGCUGCAACAGUAGGAUUUAGAGCUUUUAUAAAGCUUGUCGAACUACAACAUGCUACGGUAGAAGAAGUAAUCACUCAAUUCUUACCGCAAGAUUUCAAACCAAGAUCUUGGGAAUUAUCAGAAGCUACUGAACAUACUGAAAUAACAACUCUGACCGAAACAUUCGAAAUCACCGAACAAAUAGAAGUUCACACACUGGAACGUGAGAGUGAAGCCACAUCAAGACAAUCGCAAGAUGUUCGAGAAAUGAAAGAAUACGAGGACACUCCGCAAGUACACACUACAAAGCGUAAACCAAAAAUUAUAAAUGUAGAAGAACAAAUUCAGUUUGAUAAAACACAUCCAAACAGGGAUGAGGGGGUAACUAUAACUGAAAUAGAAGAUGCUGUAUCAUUGAGCGAAUCACAUGUUCAAGCAGUGGACCAACCGAAAAUCACUAAACCCGCAGAAAAACAAUUAAACAAAAAACACGUCAAGUUCGAGGAAAUCGAACUUAUUGAGCAAGAUGAAAAUAUUGAAACAAUCAAGUUCUUUAAACCUAAAUACUCUAAAACUCAAAAUAAUCUUUCUGAACAAGCAGAUGAAUUAGUGACAGAAGAUUUAACAAAAGCUUCUAUAUUGACCAAUAUUCCCAAUUUGCAGAAUGAAAUUGUUCCAUUAAGUAUGACUGCUAAUCAAGCCGUAGAAUUACCAAUCAGUGUCAAAGCUGGAAUAUCAGUUGAUACAUCCUCAGCAUUAGUUAAAGAAGUUCCAACUGUUCAAGAACACGAAAAGAAAAUAGAAUUUAAAAAUAUUCCAAGUUCAAAACAAGCUUCUAUUUCUUUCACUCCAAAUCAAGUUUAUGCAACUAGUGAGAUGUUUUCUCAAAAUGAAACUAAAACACUAGAAGAACAAAAAAUCCAAAAUGACAAAGCAUUAGUCGGCUUUGAAACUAGCGAAGGAUUGAUAAUAAAUGAAUACAGUGUCACUGAAGCUAAUCCCGAUGAACUUAAUUCAUACAUGCAACGAAAUAUUGAGAGAGCAAAAAUUACCAUGAAUGUACAAGAAGCAAAAGUUAUGAGUGAAAUUCAUGUUGUUGAAAAAGAAACAUCAUCCGAUGAAAAAAUAAUCCCACUGUACGCUAAUAAAAGUAUCAUCCCUCAAAAUUCUGUUUCUGUAACGGAAAUUCAAGACAUGAAUAAAGAAUCAACGCUAGAGGAAACAAAAUCACUAUCAGAACAACCCAAAAUUGAAUAUGUCACUGCUCAAGCACUUUUUGUUCGGGAAUAUUUCGAUACAAAUCAAGUUAGUGAUUAUAAUUCAUCCUUAGUGAAACCAUUAGAAACUGCAACAUCUGAAAUUGUAGAACAACAGAUGAGAUUCACUCAAAUAACAUUAACCGCUGAAAAAGAAAAUUAUUACCAACCUCAAGAAUUUUACAAAACUCAAAAUCCUAAAAUUGGAAUUUCAAAUGCUGGUCAAAUUGUUACAAUAGAAGAACAAAGUAUCCAGGAAAAAGAAGAUCAAUUUUUGAUUCAAAACGUGGAAAUCUUCAAGGUGGAACCAAACUUCAACUUAAAUGAAAGUCUUAACAUAACGAGCGUAUUAGAAGAACAACAAGAAAAUUAUUUCUUGCCAAAAUCAUUAGACUCUGCUGUUGCAGAAAUUAAUUUAAUUGAAAAUGAAUCAAUUUCUACAAUUGAGACAAAUUUAGGUGAAAGUGAAAAUCAAUAUGAUGAAAUUCCAGCUUCUGUGAAAACUGCGAAUGAAACUAUUCUACCAUUCAAAGUUGGAGUCAUGUCAAAAAUUGACAUUCAAGAUUCGUUAGGCAAUUAUGAAGAAAAAUUGACCCCUACUGCAGCGAUCGCAGAAUCUUGUGUUCGACUAAAUGAUCAUUUAAGUAUUUCAGAGAUUUUAACUGCAGAUCAACCUUCUAAGUAUGAAAAAUCGUUAAAAUAUAUUACAGAUCAAGGUACUGUAUCUAUAGAAACAACCGAAGCUAAUAUAACCGAACAGAUAGUAAUUAAUGAAAAAGAGGAAUCCUUACCUCUCGUUUCAAAACCAGAAAAAGAGUUUGGCAGAAUUUUAGUGGAUUGUUCCAAAAGCCUAGAUGUAUCACAAACAAUAGUAGGAGAAAAAGAAGAUUCAUUCAAAGCAUCAGAAAUACCCAAAAAGAAAAAAUGUAAAGAACUUUUUUAUUCUCAGCCGCAUAAAUAUUUUGAGACGAAUGAAACCCAACUAGUAGAAAAUAUUGAAGAAAUAAAGGAAAAUGAAUUUGAAAGCAGUCAAAGAAACGCAAAAACAAACAUUUCAAAAAAUCGCAUGAAUGAAACAGUUAUAGCAGAAACUAUACCUAUGGAUAAUGUUUAUUCAGAUGUUUCAGAAUACACUGUAAAAUCAGAAAUCGCUAAUAUUUGUAUUAAUGAAAAUGACAGCGUAACUAUGACCGAAAUUAUAUUGACUGAAACAGAAUCUGAAAACGCAAGAAUAGAUACAUUAGAAAAUGCAAAUGCAAUGAUAAAUUAUUCAACACAUCCUGUCGCUUCUCAGAAUAUAACUAGAUCAGAAUCACCAACGCAAUUUUUACUACAAGAGAGUAUGGUUCAAGAAAAAAUGAUCAUUCCUUCCCCCAUCCCCUUUGAAAGAGUAUCCAUUUUUGAACAACAAUAUGCUGAAAAAGAAGAUAAUGAUGUUGAUUUCAUACGUCCAGAUGAAAAAUUAGCCAGUAUUAAUUUUUCAGAGAUAACAACUAAUACUACUGCUUUUGAAAUCGUAACUGGAGAUAGAGAAAAACCGUGCAUAGAUUCGGUCGGUAAAACAAAAGAAGAAAUUGCAGACAUUAAUGUAAUAGCUUAUAGAACAUCUGUGAACACUGUAACUGUUCCUCAACAAAAUACAUCAGAUAUGGUAGUUGUAAAACCAAGUAUUGAUGUAGCUUCAUCGCAUCAUAAUACUUUUAAAACUCUUAUUGUUACCGAAACAAAUGCAGCUGAAUCGGAAAAAAUGAAGGAAUUAGAUCAUAUACCGAAAAUCCAGAAGGCUGAAUUGAAGCUAGCAUUGACUGAAAAAGUACCUGUAAAUCAACUGAACACAAUUUUGAAUAAGGAAACUAACUACGAAUCAGAUCACUUAGCAGAAGAAAAUAUUGCAGUAUCUCAUAUUGAAGAAGCGCAUAAAGUGCCUUUCUCAGAAGAAGUAAUAACGAUGUCAGCUGCCGAUAUUUUAAAAGAAAAACCAGUAGUGACAGAAAUAGUUGAUGCGACCCAAAAAAGUCUCGAUGCUGUUCAAACAAGUAUUAUACUGGCUUCUGAAUCAGAAACACCACUCACGAUCGAUGUAAAACCGACUGAAAAAACCAGUAAGGUUGCUUUUGAAGAAAAUAAAUGUAUCGAAAUUUUGUUAACAACGGCUGAAGAUAAAGAAAUAAUCUUAGAAGUACCAAAUAAUUGUUUAGUUAGUCAAGCUGCAAUUGCAUAUGAUCUAUCACAAAUCGCUUCCACUUUUGAAGUAACAAGUACUGAUAAUACCACGAAUUUAGUGGAAGAAGAUACAAAAUCACUCUUGAAAACUUCCGAUAUUUUAUUACUACCUCAUAAAAGCACAGAAAUAUCUGAAACUCAUGUACAAGAAUCUGAAUCUUCAUUGGAUAUUUUCGAAGUACUAAAUAAAAAUGCAAAUAUAUGUUUUGAUUCAAAAAAUACUGUUUCAAUUGAAGUAAUAAAUACACAAGAGCAGGAAACUGAAUUAGAAGUAUCAGAAAAUAUAAAUAUGGCGUAUGCUUUACCUAAUAUAGAUGGGCACGUUAUAGCGGAACAAAGUGAAAUAACACCAGAAACCAGUUCCGAAUCAUUUACUGAAAGCUCAGUUCAAAAAAGCAAAGCUAGAAUAGAGCAUGUACCAUUAAUAGCUUUAAUAACUUCAGAAAUUCCGUUAUCUGAUUCUGAAUGUUCUUUAAUUGAUGUUAGUACUUCAAUUCCGAUCAUUUCAAAUAUUUGCUUUGAAGAGCAAAAUAGUCUGAAGGUUACUGAAAUGAUUCCCUCCGACGUAGAAUUAAAUGAAGUAAAAACUAGCGAAAGAUCACUAAAAACAGCAAAAACCAACUACGAAGGUCAUAAAGUAGCUGAGUCAACAGAAGUUAAUGUAGACAUUUUUCCUGGCAUCAUUCCACAAAAACUUCCGGAUUUUGUAUCUGCUAAAGAACAACGUAAAUUAUUUGAUAGCAUCAUUCAAGAAGAGAAUGUAAUUAUAGAUAGUACGAAAAUGUAUGAGAGUACAUUUAAAAAGCCAUGUGAUAAGGUAAACGUGAAUGUUAAUUCUUGUAUGGGCGUUUCUCAAGUUACAGAAACAUUAGUCGUCGAUAAAGAAAAUAUUAUGAAUGAAUCUAUACAAUCAAACGAAGAAAUGGCACAAGUAAAUUAUGAUAGUCAUAAAGUCGCCGAAAAUUUUGAGAUAAAUUUAAGCAACCGAGUAUCUCUUUUACAAGAAAGUAAACAAGUUCCAAUUUUUGCAAAGACAAAAUCAACUACAUUUGAUAGCUUAAUUACUGAAGAAUUUCAAACUUCCGAAACUGAGGGUCUUCUCCAAGUUCCUCAAUUUCCAAUUUUACUUACUGCUGAUAAUUCCAUUGUACCGUCGAUGAGUAUUGUCGUUACUUCAGUCGUAGCAGAUAAUAAAGAAGUUCCUCUCAAUCAGAAUGAAACUUUUGAAACAAAUUACGUUAAAGAAAAGUUGAUAAGUGAACAUCUAAUACCUGAAGUAACAGAGCAAUUUAUAAAUCACGUAGUAGCUGAUUUAGAAGAAGAUCAAACGAAUUUGAAACAAGUUGCAAUUUCACAAUUUUUAUCAGAAAAUAAUACUUUACAAACAACUUUAAUAGACUCACAGAUCGAUGUUCCAGAAAAUGUCAAAGAAAACUCAACUGAAAUUCAAAUAGCACAAUUAAAACAAGAAACUUUGGUUCCAUUAAUUGUAUCACAAAGUAUUGUAAGUGAUCAAGAAAUUGAAUUAAAAGAUUCAACCUUACCUCUAGAACAGCAUUCAAAUAUACAAAUAAAAAAAUCACAAGGCAUAGAAGUGUCAGAAGUCAUGAUUCAAGAUAAAGAAGAUACUUUUUAUACAAAAGAAAUACCUAAAAAUAUUAUUAAUGCUGAAAUAAGUGAGUUACAUGCUGUAACUGUUUCUGAAUUGUCAUGUCAAGAAAAUGAAUGUAUUCUAAAGACAGAAGAAAAACCAUUUGAACAAACGAUCAGUGAAAGUUUAAUAUUACCUCAUAAAAGUGCCAUAGAAACUGUUGAAGUUUUAUCUUCACUUCAAGCUUCCGAAUUUGUCAAAGAAUUGAUUCCUACAAUGAGUGCCUAUCCGUUUUCAGAACAACAAUCAGCUGUCAUAACAUCAGAAAUAUUAGUAGAUGAAAAAGAAGCCGAUAUUAAACAAGACCAACAAACAAAUAAGAAAAAGGCCAAAUUUGAUAUUAUACCUCAAAGGGUUCCUGAAAUAUCCGAAGUCGAAACCAUUAAUACAUUAAGUGAUAUAAUAAAUGAAAAACCUUUGAUGCAAAAAAGUAAAACAAUAGUACAAGAAAUGUUAUCGCUUAAUGUUUGUCAAGACACACCAUCAGAAAAAGAAUCAGAUUUGAAAAUAUCUGAGCUGCCUUGUAAACAAGAAGUUCAAAUAAGCUUUGACGGUAAAAAGAUAGCAGAAUCAUCUGAAAUUUUAUCAAUGUAUAGUGCACCUGAUAUUUCCGUAAAACAGAUAUCAGAAAAUUAUACCAUUGAAGAAAGUCAAGAUUUGAUUACACCUUUGAUUGUAUCAGAAGUUACCUUUAAUGAAAUUGAACAAAGUUUAUCGAGUGAUAUUAAACUCAAAGAAGAGUCUGCCGAAGUUAACAUAUGUAGUCAAAACGUUCCUAUUAGAACAGAAACAUUAACAAAUUCUAAUAUUGACUCUACAUUUGAGUAUGAAAGUCCAAAACUGAAAACUGGAAAUACUUUGAUAAAUGCUUUACCUUCUGCAUCAACAACGCACGUGAUUCCAUCUGAAGUACCGGGCACAUUAUCAAUUUCGAUAGUACCAAACGUUGUAACAGGCACUCGAAAUAUCGAACAAACUCAAGCAAUUAUAAUUUCUGAAAAUUCUACCAUGAAUGAUGCAGAAGAGUUGCAAGAGAAUUAUGUCCCUACAAAAACACAAGUAAAAGAAGAAUAUCAAUUAGAUAUAUCUGUAACAGUUUCUGAAUCAUUAAUUAAUGAGUCCGAAAAUAUUUUGCCAGAUUUAAUCAUACCAUUUUCAUCUAUCUCUAGUCCCUCUUUUUGUGAAAAAGAUACAGCUUCAACAUCAGAAGUAUACUCAUUUGAAGGAAUAAGUGAGAUUAAAGAAUCACAAGUGCAAUGUGAAGAAAGAAGUCGAACGAAUAUUGAAGGUUUAGUAACUGCUGUGACUUCGAAACCAUUUUUACAAGAGUCUGAAUCAACUACGAAACUAGAACCAAUUUACCUCGAACAAAAUGCAAAAGAAAAUAUUGAUUCAUUAAAAGAAGUAGAAAUAUUGGAAAAUAUACCCAUUAUUGAUACAAAAUCAUUUAAUGUCCCAAAAAUUAAUGAAAGUCGUGGUACGGUACAUUUAGAUUCUCUUAAUAUAAGCACAUCAUCUCAAAUUACAUGUAAUGAGUCUGAAAGUCUACUAGCAGAACAUGAAGUUCCGUUAAAAUCGAAAGCGCUUUGUCAAAUUCUAAAAGAAAAUGCUACCAAAGUUGUAGAAAUUCAACCUUUAGAUAAUCCUUCAAUUUUUGAUAGUGAUAGCGCACCAACAUACCAAGAAGCCACAACUCAAUUACAAGAAUCGGAAUCACUCGAAGUUACUCAUGCUGCAAGUAUUGAAAAUGAGAAGGAACUUUUAGUAAAUGAAAUGCCAACGAAUGUAACUGCAAUCGAAUCAAUGGAAAAAUGUAUUACAAUACAAACUUCAGAAACUACACCUUUUAAUUUUACAGACUCUUUGACUGAUUAUCAAAUUCCUACUUUGAAACAAAGUUUUGAAAAUAUAGAUGCGCAAACUCCAUUAAUUGUUUCCGAAAUUCAAGCUGAAGAAGAUAUUUUGCAUAAGGCUGAUGAAAAUGAAUUCUCCGAUUAUGUAUGUGAUCAAGUAGAAAUAGUAACUAACAAUGUUGCUACAUCUGCCGAAACAAUCUUAUUAUCUUCUACUGAAGAAUUUACCCCUACGUUUGAAUUAUCUGAAAAAUAUGGAAAAAUUCCUUUCGAAGAGAGUCACUCAUUGGACAUAAUUCUCGUAACACCAGCAGAAUCAGAAAAUCAAUUUACACCAAAAAUUGAAAACUUAGUUCAGUUAUCAGAGGGUAAAAUUAUUUGCCAAGAAACCAAUCAAACAUCUGAAACAACUGCGCUGUCGAGUAUUUCUAAUCUUAACGUUUCAUACAAUCCAAUUGAACAAAUCAGUGAAAAACAUUUCAAAGCGCAAGAACAACUCAUGGUUUCGGUAGUAAAUGUAAAUGAGAAAGAAAAUUAUAUAUUUAAUGUUGAUAUGCCCGAAGAAAAAUCUGCUGAUUUAAAUUUAAUUUGUAAUGAAGCAACUGCGAUUAUUGAAGUUACAACCAGUUCAAAUGUUUCUGAAUUGGAAACACGUAUUUUACCUGAAAAUCAAAAUACUAAAACUACUAUACCAUUAAAAUCAUCUAUAACAAUCUCAGAAAUAAUGUCAAGCGAGAAAGAAGUCCCUCUUUCAAACUAUGAAGAAAUAGAAAGUAAAUUUGCUGAAAAAAAUGUUGAAUGUCAAGAAGCAACUCAAAUUUCUUACGUUGAUCACGAGUAUGGCAUCGGAAUAAUCGAUGAAGAUAUGAUUUCCAAGGAAAAAUCAACAAUUAAACAUAUAGAUAGUCUUCAACCUUUAAUACAGUCAGAGAUCAUCGUUAAUGAAGAAGGUAUACCUAUAGAAGAUAUUUUAGCACCAUCGGAAAAAAAUGCUCUUUCAACUUUCAAAGAAACUAAAGUUGCCGAAAAAACCGAGAUAAUACCAAUAACCACUGCAGAAACUUUCAAACGCGAAAAUCAAUUUUCUUUUGAAAACGUAUCGAUACAUUUUGACGAACUAAAUUCAGUAAUAAUAGAACAAUGUAAUGACACUGAAAAAGAAAAAGAAUUACUUAAUACUGAAAUACCUUCAGAAAAAAAUGCUCGAGAAAUGUUCGUUACAAAAGAAGAAAUUGAAAUUACUGAGGCUACACCUACAGAUGAAACAAUUGAGUUAUCAAUACCUUUGGCACCACAAAAAUCUGUAGGUAAAGAAAAUGUUCAAGCAUUUGAAUCACUUAACGUGAGUGAGAUGUUUUCAAGAGAACAAGAAUCUGAUAUUAUAGAAGAAAAUAUUUUCGAUAAUAUGCAAGUACCAUCUUUAAAUAUAUGUCUUAUGUCUUCUGCAGAAGUGACUGAAACAUUAGUCUCGGAAAAAACCGAAAACAUAAUGGAUGAAGGAAAUAAAAGUCAUAUCCCUGGGGUUGUCAGGGAAAUAGUUGAUGAACAAGAAGCAACACAAGUUUUAGAUGCGACACCAGGAAUGACAAUUAGUGCACUCGAAAUUCAACAAAAACCUCUUCAUCAGUCAGGAGAGUUAAUGAUUGAAAAAUUAAACUUUUUAAACGUUUCAGAAACGGUAGCCGAUGAAAACGAAGGACUAACAAACGAUUAUAAAAUUCCAACGCACUAUGAUGCAAUUUCCAAUGUUGUUAGUCUUGAGGUUGCUGAAAAAUCGGAAAUAGUUCCUGAAAAUAAUACGAGUCAAUUGGAGAAAACUAAAGAAACAGAAAAGAUAAAAGUAAAAACUGAAUUUGAUGCAAACAUGACAUCGAUGCUCACGACAGAAGUAAUGAUCCAUGAAAAUGAAAGUAUUUUAGAAGUUUCACAAAUACCAUCUAAGUGUGAAGCUACUUCUCAAUAUUUGAAAAAUGAUGCUGCUCAAAGUUCAGAAAUAGUUCACAUGAUGAAUGUUAGUGAUAUAAAUAAAUUUACCUUGCCUCAAAUGGAAAAAGGAGAAUUAACAAUACAAGAGUCUACAUCGAUAACUACCACAGAAAUAAAAUCGAGCGAAUCAGAAAUUAGUAGCCAGACAUAUGAUACCGAUGAACCUUUUACUGCACAUAUUUCUUUGGUGAAAUCAAAGGCAUUAAAAACUGAAGAAAUUGUACUGGCAGAUAACUUACAAGAUUCACCAGAAGUUCCAACUCAAAUUGAGCAAAAAAUUCUUUUUGAGGUCAUUGAGAAUUCUUCAUUAAUUGUAUCAGAACCAUUAUUAAACACGACAAAAAUACACAUUGAAUUACCUGAACAUGAAAAGGCUGUAAUAACGGUUCCAGAAACACAAGAAGCAGAAUCAAUUGAAAAUAUUACUCUGAACCAUCAAAUGAAUUUAAGUGAAGAGCUAAACAUCAAAUCUCAUAUAACACGUGAUGAUGAAUUGAAAGCCAUUUUGACAUCUUCCGUACAACCUGAAGAACAAACAAGUAAUUUACCGACCAUAAAGCAACCUGAAAUGAAUGAAAGUAAACAAAUUUAUGAAAAUCAAUAUCCGAUCUCAAUAUCAGAAAUUAUUUGCGAUGAAAAUAUAAAAAUAAAUGAUAAAGAUAAUAAAGUUAUACAUCAAAACGCAUGCCUUAUAUUAGAGGGACAAUCAAUUUCUCAAAAAGAAGAGAUCGAAAUUAACUCGAUGCCAAUGGAAUUUGAAACACCUGACAUAACCAGGCCACUAACAGUAGAAAGUUCAAAAGUAGAAUAUGAAGGUUUUGAGAAUCACGAAGCAAUUAUUUUGGAAAAAGAAAAAAACCAAGAAUAUGAAUUUAAUAUUCAAGAAGUAACAGCUGAUAUAGGUAUAGAAAUGCUAAGAAAUCUUAUAACAUGUCACACAACUCCUUGUGAACAAAACUCAGAAAAUACUUUAACAAUCGUUCCCAAAAAAGCAAAAGCUAUUGAGACCAUCAAUCAACAGCAAGUACCAACUCAAGAAGAAAUCGUUUCUGAUUAUUCAUAUGAAGUGUUAACGCAAGAUAAACUCGAUUCUAAAGUAGCACAAUUGAAUUAUAAUACAAAACACAGCCUAACAAUACAAGAACUAAACCUUGACGACCAUGUAACACAACCAUUAGAACGUACAAAACCAAAAUCUACAACAGCAAAUAUUUCAGUUGAAGCUGAACACUUACAGACUGCCGACACAUCAUACGCAUCAAAACAAGCACAAGAAUACACAAAACCGAACAAACCUUUGAGAAAUGAAACACACAACGAUAAACAAAAGCAAAACAAUACCACGAAUACGAUAUCAGAGGAAUACACAACAAGAUUUAUUAAACUAGAUGAUAAUAACACGAAAAGUAUAAAAAUAAAAAAGACCAUUGUUAAUGAUGCAAAUAAUAUCGAAAAUACAAUUAUCAUUGAAGAAGAAAUGGAUCUUUCUGAACAUGAAACAAACCUUGACGAAAAUGAACAACUCAUAACAGAAGAACAGCUACAAUUGCCUGUAAGAUCACAAACCAAAAAUAAAAUUGAACCAACAGUCAGCCUAGUACCACAGGUGAUAAACAUAAUACAAGAAAAUGUACUCGAAGAUGUUGGAAUAUUCGAAAACAGAACGAAUGAUAAUCCAAUAAUAUAUAAUCAGCAAGAUGAACAUGGAAAUGAGAAAGUAACGAUCACGGAGAAGAUUUACAUAGUGUUAGAAAGCCAAAAUGAAGAGAAAAAAGUUAAUAAUAGGGUAGACAAUAUAUCGAACAUCGAAGAGAAACAAAAAAAUGAUAUUCCUGAAAAAACUGAUAUCAUACCUAGCAUUGAGUGCUCAAAACCGACCGAAACGAAAGAGGUCAAAGUUGACACAGUGAUGAAUAUUCAACAAACACCAGAUGCUAUUGUAAAAAAAAAGGUUACAAAACAAAAGGGCAAAAAGCAACAGGUCGUUGAGACUGUAACAGUCGAAGAAGAAGGAAAGGCGCCAAUCACUACCGUGCACGAAGCUCCAGAGUCUGUUAACGACGUUGAUGAAGCCACCGGUAUUAUUCCUAGCAUCGAGUACGCAAGACCGACUGAAACAGAAGGGGCCAAAGUUGAUACCAUUGUGACUAUUGAGCAAACACCUGACGGUAAAGAAAAGAAAGUAACAAAGAAAAAGGUUACGAAACAAAAGGGCAAAAAACAACAGGUCGUUGAGACUGUAACAGUCGAAGAAGAAGGAAAGGCGCCACUCACUACCGUGCACGAAGCUCCAGAGUCUGUUAUCGACGUUGAUGAAGUCACUGGAAUCUUACCUAGCAUCGAGUACGCAAAACCGACUGAAACAGAAGAGGUCAAAGUUGAUACAAUCGUUACUAUUGAACAAACACCUGAAGGUAAAGAAAAGAAAGUUCCAAAGAAAAAGGUUACGAAACAAAAGGGCAAAAAACAACAGGUCGUUGAGACUGUAACAGUCGAAGAAGAAGGUAAAGCGCCAAUCACUACCGUGCAUGAAGCUCCAGAGUCUGUUAUCGACGUUGAUGAAGUCACUGGAAUCUUACCCAGCAUCGAGUACGCAAAACCGACUGAAACAGAAGAGGUCAAAGUUGAUACCAUUGUGACUAUUGAGCAAACACCUGAAGGUAAAGAAAAGAAAGUUACAAAGAAAAAGGUUACGAAACAAAAGGGCAAAAAGCAACAGGUCGUUGAGACUGUAACAAUCGAAAAAGAAGGAAAGGCGCCAAUCACUACCGUGCACGAAGCUCCAGAGUCUAUUAUCGACGUUGAUGAAGCCACCGGUAUUAUUUCUAGCAUCGAGUACGCAAGACCGACUGAAACAGAAGAGGUCAAAGUUGAUACCAUUGUGACUAUUGAGCAAACACCUGAAGGUAAAGAAAAGAAAGUUACAAAGAAAAAGGUUACGAAACAAAAGGGCAAAAAACAACAGGUCGUUGAGACUGUAACAGUCGAAGAAGAAGGAAAGGCGCCAAUCACUACCGUGCACGAAGCUCCAGAGUCUGUUAUCGACGUUAAUGAAGUCAUUGGAAUCUUACCUAGCAUCGAGUACGCAAGACCGACUGAAACAGAAGAGUUCAAAGUUGAUACCAUUGUGACUAUCGAGCAAACACCUGAAGGUAAAGAAAAGAAAGUUACAAAGAAAAAGGUUACGAAACAAAAGGGCAAAAAACAACAGGUCGUUGAGACUGUAACAGUCGAAGAAGAAGGUAAAGCACCAAUCACUGCCGUGCAUGAAGCUCCAGAGUCUGGUAUUGACGUUGAUGAAGCCACCGGUAUUAUUCCUAGCUUCGAGUACGCAAAACCGACCGAAACAGAAGAGGUCAAAUUUGACACAGUCGUUACUAUUGAACAAACACCCGAGAUCAAAGAAAAGAAAGUAACGAAGAAAAAGGUUACUAAACAAAAGGGCAAAAAACAGGAAGUCGUUGAGACUGUGAUAGCAGAAGAUGGUAAUACCAAUGAAAACAUUCAACAAGCCAAUGACUCAGACAAUGCACUACACGUUGCAUUUAUUGAAGACACUAACAUGAAAACCUUACCAAUUGAUAUCAUGCAACAUUCUAAAACACCAAUCACAUAUAUGACACCAUCAAGCGAAACAGUGUCUAGCGAUUCACGAAAAGAUUUACAAGAAAAGGAUGAAAUUCUCGAAGAAGGAUCAGAAAAACUCAAAUAUCAACCACAGAGAGCUGAAAAUAAGAAUCAAGAUAAGAAGCCCAAGAAAAAGAAAGUUGUUUUUAACAUUCCGGAAGAAGAUGAUAUCAAUCGCUCAAAAAUGAUUCGAGAAAAUGAAGAAUCUAAAAUAUCUGAAGUUGUAAAACCCAUCGAAGAACAGCCGCAAAAGAAAUCAGAGGAAACUAAAAUAAAUUUGAAAGAAGAUAAGCCAUCACUUCUGCCAAUAAAAAUAAAACAUAAUAAAAUACAAUCAUCGAAAUUAGUAUAUUCUAAACCAGAAGCUGAAGUUCAGUUUGCUCAAAUUAAAUUAAAAAAGACUGUUGUGCCGCAACGGAAACAAUCUAUUAAGCCAACAAUCCCAAAAAUAAGACUUAAAAGCCAUAUAUCCUUUAUAAAUGAUUGGCCUCCAACUUUGAAAGUUCCUGAAAUAAAGAAGAUAGAAAGAAAUGAAAUUCAAAAAGGAAUUUUAUCGAGAAAUACCAAAGAAGCAGAAAGGUACUUAAAAAAUUAUACAAUGAAGGAAAUACCAGAGCUUGGAUUAACCAAUUUAGAAAAACUUGACCUAGAAUUUUCAGAAAUGAAGAAAGUUCCUCUCGAACAGUUUCAUGAAAUGAAAAGUGAGAAACAAACACAAGAGUCUGAAAAGUCUAGUACUUCCCUCAAUAAAAUUAAAUUAAAGCAAAUGAAAGUCGAUAAAGAAAACAGAGAAAAAACGGAACUUAAACCAAUGCCAAUUCAACGUAAGAAAAUUCAACCGAAAAAAUUAGAAUAUUUAGAACCAGAAGAUGAAAUACAAUUUGCCAAAAUAAAACUAAAGAAGACGGAAGCACCAGAGCGAAAAAGGGAGUCGAAACAGAAAAUACCAAAAGUCCAACUUAAAAGUUGCAUCAAGUUUAUAUCUGACUGGCCUUCUGCUUUAAAAAUACCUGAAAUUAAAACGUUAAAAAAAUUAAAAAUACAAAAAGGUAUAUUAUCGAGAAAUAGGCAUGAAGCAGAAAAAUUGAUAAUUCAGUACCAACAGGACGAUAUAAAAGAGCCAGUUAUAGAUGACACGGUAAAAACAAAAUUGAUUGAUGAAAAAAUUGAAGUGAUGAAAAAGCAGCCAAGCACAGAAGAGACGUCGGCUGAAAUCGUUCUUCCACAGCCUCAGGAAGAAACACCUACAGAGAAACCGGAGGAAAUAUCGUCCACAGAGAUUUCGAUCAAAAAGAAACCAAAAAAGAAACCUACAACCGAGGAACAAGCAGAAGAGGCUAUUACUUUGAAACCAAUCACGACCGAAGAAGAAAUAAAAACAGAAGAAAUCGUUGAAGAAAUCAAAGUGAUCAAAAAGCCCAAAAAGAAACCAAGCACAGAGGAAACGUCUGCUGGAAUCGUACUUCCACAGCCUCAAGAAGAAACACCCACAGAAAAAUCAGAGGAAACAUCGUCUACAGAGAUUUCGAUCAAAAAGAAACCAAAAAAGAAACCUACAACCGAGGAACAAGCAGAAGAGGCUAUUACUUUGAAACCAAUCACGAACGAAGAAGAAAUAAAAACAGAAGAAAUCGUUGAAGAAAUCAAAGUGAUCAAAAAGCCCAAGAAGAAACCAAGCACAGAGGAGACGUCUGCGGAAAUCGUACUUCCACAGCCUCACGAAGAAACACCUACAGAGAAACCGGAGGAAAUAUCGUCCACAGAGAUUUCGAUCAACAAGAAACCAAAAAAGAAACCUACAACCGAGGAACAAGCAGAAGAGGCUAUUACUUUGAAACCAAUCACGACCGAAGAAGAAAUAAAAACAGAAGAAAUCGUUGAAGAAAUCAAAGUGAUCAAAAAGCCCAAAAAGAAACCAAGCACAGAGGAAACGUCUGCUGGAAUCGUACUUCCACAGCCUCAAGAAGAAACACCCACAGAAGUACCGGAGGAAACAUCGUCUACAGAGAUUUCGAUCAAAAAGAAACCAAAAAAGAAACCUACAACCGAGGAACAAGCAGAAGAGGCUAUUACUUUGAAACCAAUCACGACCGAAGAAGAAAUAAAAACAGAAGAAAUCGUUGAAGAAAUCAAAGUGAUCAAAAAGCCCAAGAAGAAACCAAGCACAGAGGAGACGUCUGCGGAAAUCGUACUUCCACAGCCUCACGAAGAAACAUCUACAGAGAAACCGGAGGAAAUAUCGUCCACAGAGAUUUCGAUCAAAAAGAAACCAAAAAAGAAACCUACAACCGAGGAACAAGGAGAAGAGGCUAUUACUUUGAAACCAAUCACGACCGAAGAAGAAAUAAAAACAGAAGAAAUCGUUGAAGAAAUCAAAGUGAUCAAAAAGCCCAAAAAGAAACCAAGCACAGAGGAAACGUCUGCUGGAAUCGUACUUCCGCAGCCUCAAGAAGAAACACCCACAGAAAAACCGGAGGAAACAUCGUCUACAGAGAUUUCGAUCAAAAAGAAACCAAAAAAGAAACCUACAAUCGACGGACAAGCGGAAGAGGCUAUUACUUUGAAACCAAUCACUACCGAAGAAGAAAUAAAAACAGAAGAAAUCGUUGAAGAAAUCAAAGUGAUGAAAAAGCCCAAAAAGAAACCAAGCACAGAGGAGACGUCUGCUGAAAUCGUACUUCCACAGCCUCAAGAAGAAACACCCACAGAAAAACCAGAGGAAACAUCGUCUACAGAGAUUUCGAUCAACAAGAAACCAAAAAAGAAACCUACAACCGAGGAACAAGCAGAAGAGGCUAUUACUUUGAAACCAAUCACGACCGAAGAAGAAAUAAAAACAGAAGAAAUCGUUGAAGAAAUCAAAGUGAUCAAAAAGCCCAAGAAGAAACCAAGCACAGAGGAGACGUCUGCGGAAAUCGUUCUUCCACAGCCUCAAGAAGAAACAUCUACAGAAAAACCGGAGGAAACAUCGUCUACAGAGAUUUCGAUCAAAAAGAAACCAAAAAAGAAACCUACAACCGAGGAACAAGCAGAAGAGGCUAUUACUUUGAAACCAAUCACGACCGAAGAAAAAAUAAAAACAGAAGAAAUCGUUGAAGAAAUCAAAGUGAUCAAAAAGCCCAAGAAGAAACCAAGCACAGAGGAGACGUCUGCGGAAAUCGUACUUCCACAGCCUCAUGAAGAAACACCCACAGAAAAAUCAGAGGAAACAUCGUCUACAGAGAUUUCGAUCAAAAAGAAACCAAAAAAGAAACCUACAACCGAGGAACAAGCAGAAGAGGCUAUUACUUUGAAACCAAUCACGACCGAAGAAGAAAUAAAAACAGAAGAAAUCGUUGAAGAAAUCAAAGUGAUCAAAAAGCCCAAAAAGAAGCCAAGCACAGAGGAGACGUCUGCUGAAAUCGUCCUUCCACAGCAUCAAGAAGAAACACCCGCAGAAAUACCGGAGGAAAUAUCGACCACAGAGAUUUCGAUCAAAAAGAAACCAAAAAAGAAACCUACAACCGAGGAACAAGCAGAAGAGGCUAUUACUUUGAAACCAAUCACGACCGAAGAAGAAAUAAAAACAGAAGAAAUCAUUGAAGAAAUCAAAGUGAUCAAAAAGCCCAAGAAGAAACCAAGCACAGAGGAGACGUCUGCUGAAAUCGUACUUCCCCAGCCUCAAGAAGAAACAUUGACAGAAAAACCGGAGGAAAUAUCGUCCACGGAGAUUUCAAUCAAAAAGAAACCGAAAAAGAAACCUACAACCGAGGAACAAGCAGAAGAGGCUAUUACUUUGAAACCAAUCACGACCGAAGAAGAAAUAAAAACAGAAGAAAUCGUUGAAGAAAUCAAAGUGAUCAAAAAGCCCAAAAAGAAGCCAAGCACAGAGGAGGCGUCUGCUGAAAUCGUACUUCCACAGCCUCAAAAAGAAACACCCACAGAAAUACCGGAGGAAAUAUCGACCACAGAGAUUUCGAUCAAAAAGAAACUGAAAAAGAAACCUACAACUAACGAACAGGCCGACGAGUUGUCAAUCAAAAAACCAUUACCAAUGGAAGAUGAGGUCAAAGUAGAAGAAGUCAUCGAAGAAGUUUCCAUUGUUGCAAAGCCGAAAAAGAAAACUAGUGUUGAUGAAAUUCAUUCCGAUGUCAUUCUAUUAAAACCUAAAGAAGAAACACCCGUCAUUACUUCUGAGGAAUCUUCAUCAGCUGACGUAACACUCAAGAAACAGCCGAAGAAGAAACCGUCAACUGACGAACAGGCUGAUGAGUUGUCAAUCAAAAAACCAUUACCAGUGGAAGAUGAGGUCAAAGUAGAAGAAGUCAUUGAAGAAGUUUCCAUCGUUAAAAAGCCGAAAAAGAAACCUAGUGUAGAAGAAUCGCAUUCCGACGUAACUCUAACACAGCCUAAAGAAGAAAAACCCAUCAUUACUUCGGAGGAAUCUUCAUCAGCUGACGUUACACUCAAGAAAAAGUCGAAGAAGAAACUGACAACUGACGAACAGGCCGACGAGUUGUCAAUCAAAAAACCAUUACCAGUGGAAGAUGAGGUCAAAGUAGAAGAAGUCAUUGCAGAAGUUUCCAUCGUUAAAAAGCCGAAAAAGAAACCUAGUGUAGAAGAAUCGCAUUCCGACGUAACUCUAACACAGCCUAAAGAAGAAAAACCCAUCAUUACUUCGGAGGAAUCUUCAUCAGCUGACGUAACACUCAAGAAACAGCCGAAGAAGAAACCGUCAACUGACGAACAGGCUGAUGAGUUGUCAAUCAAAAAACCAUUACCAGUGGAAGAUGAGAUCAAACUAGAACAAGUCAUUGAAGAAGUUUCCAUCGUUAAAAAGCCGAAAAAGAAACCUAGUGUUGACGCAACUCAUUCCGACGUAACUCUAACACAGCCUAAAGAAGAAAAACCCAUCAUUACUUCGGAGGAAUCUUCAUCAGCUGACGUUCCACUCAAGAAAAAGUCGAAGAAGAAACCGACAACUGACGAACAGGCCGACGAGUUGUCAAUCAAAAAACCAUUACCAGUCGAAGAUGAGGUCAAAGUAGAAGAAGUCAUUGAAGAAGUUUCCAUCGUUAAAAAGCCGAAAAAGAAACCUAGUGUAGAAGAAUCGCAUUCUGAUGUAACUCUAACACAGCCUAAAGAAGAAAAACCCAUCAUUACUUCGGAGGAAUCUUCAUCAGCUGACGUUACACUCAAGAAAAAGUCGAAGAAGAAACCGUCAACUGACGAACAGGCUGAUGAGUUAUCAAUUAAAAAGUUUUUACCUACUGAAGUCAAGGUUAAGGUUGAUGAAUUCGAAGACGAUUUAAUCAUUCAAAAACCUACAAAGGAAUCAACAUCGGACGAAACUGCUUCUGAAAGAAUAGCUCCAGAACUACUUGGACAGGAGUUGUCAGGUGAAGUUGAAUAUCUUUUGAAAAGGAGACCUCCCGCAGUGUCUCCGAAGCCUAUUGAAGAUAUUUAUGAGGACGUUACAAUUAAGAAGCUUAGGCCACGUCCUAAAAUCAGCCCUAAUUUAAAUGAAAUAACUGAUGUCCAGUCAGUUACUUUUCGGCCUCGGAUAACAAAAAGUCAAGAAUGUGUUGAACAAGAAUUUAAAAUUUCACUGAAUUCUUAUGAAGAAGAAAAUUUAUCUCUAACUGGAAAAGUGAAACUUAAACCUCAAAAGAAAAAACUCACUUUUUCGGAAGAAUCUAGCGAAGAAACAAUUAAUAUUCUAGAUGUGAACAGAGAUUCGGAAUCCGAUGCUGAAGUUGAUGAAUACAUUAUUAAUGAAUUAGAAACAGAUUUUAUGAGUUUGCCUUUAAAAAGAAAAGUAGGCGUUCAACAUAUUCCUGACGAUGCGGAAAACACAAAUAACGAUGUGCUUGUAUCUAUGAAAGCUCCCAAAAAAUACUCUGUUGGGGAAACAGAUGAAAGUGUGGCCUUGCACCUCAAAUCUCAAAGAACCUCUACAUUUGAAGAAGAAGCAGCUCGUCUAAAUCUUGAAAAGCCGGAGGUAUCGAUUGAUGAAGACACUGAAAAUUACUACACCAUUGAAGACGGCGAUGUGAUGAUCUCAAUCUGUUCAUAUACUGCUGAAACUUCUGAAGCCAUUAAUUUAGUCGAAGGCGAAAAAAUUUAUGUUUUAGAUCAUUCAAACUCUGAUUGGUGGUUUAUUAAAAGAAUAAAUACAGAAGAAAAAGGUUGGGUGCCUGCUCAAUACUUACUUCCAUUAACGCAUUAUUCUCGUUACUUAGAAAAAAAGUUAAACGAUAAAAUAAAUAAAUUACCAAUCUUUGAACAAUCUUUAGAAUCUUCGAAUAUAAAAUCGACUGUUCCAAAAUUCAUAAAAGAAUUAGAACCAAUAUGCACUUCUGAUGGAUACACAGUGCAAUUUGAGUGUCAAGUAGAAGGAUUCCCUAGACCUAAUAUAACAUGGUUUAGACAAGCAUCUAUUAUAAAAUCAUCUUCCGACUUUCAAAUGUUUUAUGAUGAUGAUAACGUUGCAACGCUUAUAAUUAAAGAAGUAUUUCCAGAAGAUGCUGGAACUUUCACUUGUGUUGCAAAAAAUUCAGUAGGGUUUGCAUCUAGCACUACUGAUUUAACCGUGACAGUUAUGGAAUCGGACAAUGUACAUGACAUAGCUACGCUUUCAAAGAAAAGCUCUUCAAGAGAGUCUUCAUUAACUGACAUACUAGAAGGAAUACCUCCAACAUUCUCUCGUCAAGCCAAAGCCGUAUGCGUUAAAGAAGGAGAUGAUCUCGUGUUAGAGUUUCAUUUAGUUGCAGUUCCAGAGCCUGACAUGACUUGGUUUUUGAACAAAAAUAUCCUGACAACUUCAGAAAAUAUAAAAAUUUCAAUUGAAAGUGAUAUCCACAUGUACUACAGUUCUCUAAAAAUUAAAAAAAUAUUGAAGAGUCAAGAAGGACAAUACACACUUUUAGCCAAAAAUAGAGAAGGAGAAUCAAUGAUUCAUAUCCCAGUUAAGGUACAAACCGAAGAUAAAGAACCGCCAGAAAUAUUAGAACAUUUAAAAUCUUAUGUUAUAAGAGAGGGUGAAACUGUGAUACUAUCUACUCAUAUAGUAGGUAAUCCAUUACCAGAAAUAUCUUGGUUUAAAAAUGGACAGCUUUUAUCGAGUACUUUGACGAAAAGAGAUGGAUGUGUCAAUUCAUUAACUCUUAUCCAAUCGCAAUUAUCAGAUACAGGAGAAUAUUCUGUAGUGGCUACGAAUAAAUUAGGGAAAGCAGAAACUAAAGCAACUCUGACAAUUAAAGAAUUCACAUCUACGGACCAAGUUUCAAGGGAACCAAAAGGUUGGACCGAUAAAAGUUCUUGGCUUCGGAAUCACCAUAAAGACGCUGAUAUUCAUUUUUAUGCUAGAUCCCGACUCUUACGAAAAGAUGAAUAUUUUUUCCAAAUUUGGCACACUUUGUAACAUCUUUGUCAGUAACCAAUAAGCAUUUUAUUAAUCAAUAACAAACUCGCUUUUUUAUGAUAUAUUACAAAUAAAAAUAUCCUUGAUAUCGAAUAAAAUGUUGUAAAUUAUCAUUCAAUUUCUAAACAUAUUUUGUAGAUUACUUCAUGAGCUUGUAACCUAAAUAUUUUAUAAUCUAUGGAAAUCUUUGAUGUUUAUAUAAGGUCUCAUGAGAAGUUUGUAAGACUACUUAAGUCAUCAUUUUACUAUGAUACAACAUUGAUUUGAAAGUCACUAAUUAGUAACUAGUCACUUUAUAGAACAAGUCAGUCUCACUUGAAAACAUUUGUUUAUAUGUAUGAAAUAUGCAACAUAUUUAUUUUCUUUAAAGUAUAUUUAAUGUUUAAAUAAAUUUAACUAUAGAAAAAUUUAUAAACGAGAAAUAUUUUUAAAAAUUUCUUAGAAUUGUAUGAAAUGUGAUAGUGCGUCUACAAACUAUUACGACGUGUAUGUCUUCUACAGAUUAUACAAGAUUAUAUUAUAAAAUGGAGAAAUGUUAUUUUAUGUACCCUUUUUUCCUGUGUUGGAAAAAAAUAUUCCUGCAAACUAAUGAACGUUUCACCGAUAAUUAUAAGAUAUCAAAAUUCGAUGUAUAUGUACUACAUUCAUGUAGGAAUAUUUUAUUGUUAGUAUGCGAGAAUGCCUGUGAGUGUUGGUUUAAUGAGACGUAAAUAUAGGUGCUUCUGUUGUAAGAAAAACCAACAUUUAGAGGCAUUCGCAAUAGUUAAAAAAAAUAUUUUAUUGAAAUGUAUCAACUUGAACUGUAAAUAAAAAUUUAUUCUUGAA
This is a messenger RNA of Trichogramma pretiosum, 41964 nucleotides long. RefSeq names its product titin (gene sls). The transcript is spliced from 61 exons. Gene Ontology annotation, molecular function: protein binding. The record is from RefSeq and is a predicted model, not a curated record. Bases 556 to 41139 code for a protein of 13527 amino acids. NCBI's taxonomy places the organism in Eukaryota, Metazoa, Arthropoda, Insecta, Hymenoptera, Trichogrammatidae.